Messenger RNA from Stylophora pistillata, 2305 nucleotides. RefSeq lists its product as uncharacterized. The record is from RefSeq and is a predicted model, not a curated record. NCBI's taxonomy places the organism in Eukaryota, Metazoa, Cnidaria, Anthozoa, Scleractinia, Pocilloporidae.
CUGUAAACAAAAUUAGACAAAAAAACGUCGAUCAGAGCACAAAGUACAUAAAGAAAUUACCUCGCCAUAGAAAUUCCAUUUCGACACCCCGUCGCAACGAUAAGGGCUGGGAAACAUUUACGGUCUGAAGCAAGCCUGAGAAAAGUCAGUCUUAGCAGGAGGAACAAAACCCGAGCAGAUUUUCAAGAGAUCUAUACCAGGGGAAACAUUUACAGUGAAACAUGAAGACCCUAAUUAUUUUGGCGGUAUUUGGAACUCUUUUCAGGCUUGGGACAAGCCAUAUGUAUGAUGCACCAGAAGGUAAAGUUACUUGCAACAACAAUCAUACGAUCGAUAUCAAAAUCACAAACGUAAAUGAUCUUGACGAGUGGAAGGAACAUGAGUGGCAAUUACAGAACAACAGCACAUGCAAGCCAGUGUUUGCUAACAAGACAGUAACCUACAGUGCCCUGAAACUGCCUGACUGUGCAUGGAAUUCAGAACAGCCUGCUAACAGCAGUAUCAAAUAUGUCUUGAGAAUCAACCCAACAAAGACAAAGGGAAAUUCCAGCAACGAACACCUGCGUGGCUAUGACCACCUGUACUAUGUGUCGUGUUCAUAUUACAAUCAAAACACGUCCUCAGCCAGUUUUGUACCGAUUAAGAACCGGGAAGACAACGAUUCAAGCACUGCCUUUUUCAGCUUUAAUCUUCGUGCGUUCCUCUAUGCCAAUUACACUGGAGAAGUUCCCAACAAAGUUCCACUGAAAAAAAUGUUGUACUUCCGGGCUUCAGUUGUGACCUCAAGCGCUGCACCCAAUCUUGACCUUUUUCCUGUUCACUGCUAUUCGUCAAAGAGCUACCGCCCGGAUUCUGAGAAAGGGAGAGUUACUCUGAUAGAGGAAGGUUGUGGCAACAAACACACCAGUGAUGACCUCGGAGACACUUUGUCCUACUCUUGCAAAAGUGACAGCCCCAAAGAAAUGUUUUCCAUUCAGUCCUUUAGGUACUAUGGAGCCGAGGGAGGUGACCCGGUUUACUUCCACUGCGUUCUGAGGGUCUGUCUGGCAGACAAGACCCCUUCACUGUGCGAGUGCCCAUCCAAUAGCGCGUGUCCUAGUUCCAGGAAAAAAAGGUCAACAAUGGACGAAACGAAAGUGUAUCACGUGUCUACGGGGCCUUUUAUUUUUGAAAACGAUGAGGAAGAGAAAGAAACUGGAUCAGGCGAAGAGAAUGAGACCCAGUCCCUCUCAACCAGUACGAUAACAACAGUAGCGAUCAGCGGUGUUCUCGCCGUGGCAAUUAUCUGCCUCACGGUUUACCUGAUACUGCGCAGCCGCAACAAGCGCAGACAACGUGAUGACAUCUACAUUGCUUCACAAGCACCCGAACUGUAGCGUCUGGCCAUCUGCGGAAAACAGCAUAUGUAUCUUAGAACCUAAAAUCAUAUUCAUUCAUUUUAGUAUAGGUUGUCAUUUACAAAUAUACGGCAUCACUUUUUUAUCAACUGGGAUAAGCUUGGUGAACACAGAGAUAACCAAAUAAGCGUUAAGUAGCGAGAACAAUCUUUCAUACUUUUGAUGGGGGAGGGGAGGGGAAGCGGUGAUAGGAAUUGGGGGGAGAGGGAAGGUCUUGCCACAAGGUCAUGCACCGUGAUAGUUUCCCAUUUUACCAGAGCAGAACAAAAACUUAAUUUUACAUUUCUAUGAUAAUCUACAUCAUAGCUUCAUGGAAAUUAACUAGACCCCCCCCCCUCGCUUCAAGAGUAUUUUGCUUGUUGCUCCGGAGUAUAGACAAGUUGUUUCUUUUCACACAAAUCAAACCCAACUCCCAUGAAGUUAGUUUUGUAAAUCUGAAAUUGAGUGAAGAUAUUAGAAAUAGUAAAUCAACUGAUCAGAAAAAGGAAAAAUAUAUUGACCUGAUUCAGGCGAGGAAAUUUUUAAUUUCUGCCAGCUAGAGGAGUGUUUGUGGCGAAAUAUGAGAAUUAGGAGAUUUACGAGUGAUUCAGUGUAAUUUUGUACUUUUUUCUACUUUUUCAUGCUAAAAAAAAUACUGAACAGAAACGUUUAAGACACCUACAUGUUAUUACAUGAUUUUAUGCUGUUUUUUCAUGCCAUCAUGCCAUCUGUUUAUGAUUGAAGUAAAAAGUCAAUUUUGAAAAGUAGCACAUUUGCGUCUGUUACUGCUCGUUGGGAAAACGCUUGGUACAAGUGUACUGCACAAGAAAAAUGGGACUUGCUACUAUUUAAGUUUGAGUGGUGACUGGUUUGUAGUUAUUUUUCUUUUAAUUUUCACCAAAUCCGUCAAGUAAAUUUUCUAGAAUACU